AAGUUAUUGUUUUUGGUUUUUAAAAAGUUCCAUACCUAAUUUUGCGCACGUGUAGGUUUGUUUUUGUUAAUUUUUAUUUCAUAUUCAUGGAUUUCGCCAAGAAGAUACUAAGCAAAUAUGGUUGGAAGGAAGGAGAGGGCUUGGGAAAGCAGAACGACGGUAUUGCAGCUCCCCUGAAGGCAAGUCUCAAGUUCGACAAUGCAGGGCUUGGAGUAGACCGGGCUAAAGAAUUUAACGACCACUGGUGGGAACGUUGUUUUAACGAGGCUGCAAACAACGUAGAUGUGCAAGUUGGGGAAAAUGGAAAGAUCACAACUACCCGCAAGGACGGAGAGGACGCUGUGGAGAUAUCAACCAAAGGUUUCUCUGCAAGGAAAUUAAAGAAAGCCAAGGAGCAGCACGCAAGCGACGGAAAGGCAGUCUAUGAUAACUUCAUUCAAACGUCUCUGUUGACCCAAGGCGGGGCCGAAGUUGAAAAUACGGAACGAAUUCGAGUGGAGGAUAUUGCGGUUUCUAAAAUUAAUGUACUGACGGAUGAGGAGCUAUUCAAAGCAUGCGGCGGGAGAACUGCGCACAAAGGCGCUCGUCACGGUCUCAAACUGAGUGGUAAGAUAGCGCGUCUUGAGCAGCAGGAGCGUGAAAUGUUGGAGAAGCUGCAGGCUAAACAAAACCCACUCCAGAAAAACGAAGUUAUUAGCCAGGAACCUGUGAAAACAAAGAAGAAAAAGUCAUCCAAAGAAAAAUGUUCUGAGACUAUUCCUGAGGAUCAAGUAGAAUUAUCUUUAAAAUCUAAAAAGAAAAAGAAAGAUAAAAAGCAAGAGAAGGCUCAAGAUGAAUCUUCAAGCAAUCUUUAUCAGGAGACUGCGGAGAAUGUGGAGGAAGUUCUGAGCUCGAAGAAAAAGAAAAAAAAUAGGGAUAAGGAAACUGAAGUGACGGAUGCAGAGAAGUCCCCAAAAAAGCGGAAGGCAGAAGAAUCCACAUCAAAUACUGAAGAACCAAUCAAGUCCAAGAAGAAAAAGAAGAACAAGCAAGAGGAAUAACAGAAAUAGUCCUAGAAUAGAAUAAUUGUUUAGAAUAAAUAAAUUUAUGUAUUUAAAAUAACAUUUACUUUUUGAGUCAUUUAAAGAGAGAGCUACGCUGGAAAUUACAGAUUCAAAAAGAA
This is a messenger RNA of Drosophila ananassae, 1162 nucleotides long. Its product is annotated as G patch domain-containing protein 4. Lineage: Eukaryota; Metazoa; Arthropoda; Insecta; Diptera; Drosophilidae. Gene Ontology annotation, cellular component: nucleolus. Gene Ontology annotation, molecular function: nucleic acid binding. The transcript has a single exon. The coding region runs from base 87 to 1040 and encodes 317 amino acids. Gene Ontology annotation, biological process: regulation of ribosome biogenesis. The record is from RefSeq and is a predicted model, not a curated record.